Molecule: messenger RNA, 663 nt
Organism: Epinephelus lanceolatus (giant grouper)
Lineage: Eukaryota; Metazoa; Chordata; Actinopteri; Perciformes; Serranidae
Source: RefSeq, a predicted model, not a curated record
CUGUGUUGUUUCCUCAGGUAUUUUGGUCAAUGGCGAGACCAUUGGAGACAAGAAGAUUCCCCCUGAUGGUAAAAUUAACACCUACUUUUGGCGUUUCGGCAUCAUCCACCAGACUCUGGGGGUGAGGCUAGAGGUGAGCACUCAGGAGAUCUCAGUGCUCCAGGAUGGCAAACAAGUCAAAGUGCUGUGGUCUGAUACAGCUGCUUUAAAAGGACCCAACAUGGAUCUCCUCUUGACCAAGGAUCGCAGCCUAAAGGUUACUCUAAAGGAUUCAGUCAAGUUUGUGGUCCUGCUUCACAAAGUGUGGAAGAAGCACCCGUACCAUCGGGACUACUUGGGUUUCUACACCCUGGACAGCCACCUCCUGUCCCCUUCUGUUCACGGCCUGCUAGGUCAGUUCUACCAUGGGAUUGAAUAUGAGGUGUCAGACCUGCGUCCAGGUGAAGUCCCAGAGAAACCAGAUGCCACCAUGUAUGUGAAAGGACAGGAGCUCAAUGUGACCAGAGGCUGGCAGAGAGACUUCAGGAGGGAUGUGAAGAACGGAGAAAAUGUUCCCUGCUGGUUUAUUCACAGUAAUGGAACCGGCCUCAUCGAUGGAGAGGCUGCAGACUACAUUGUGUCAGGCCUUUUUAAAACAGUUUAAAAACAGGUUACACAUCAGUG